GCCCACGUGCACAAAUGUGUUUCCUGAACAGCAGAAGGUUGUGUUGUGAAAUACAUGCUUUAAAUAACAUUACCAGUGAGAGAAGUAACAUAACUGUUUGACAGUAUUUGACGGUCGGCGACGAUGGGUAAAAAGAAGAACAAAGGCAGUGCUAUAGGCAGAGGCAUUAUCAAAGACAGGUUCGGCGCGGCAAAGAGAACUGACAACAGCUUCCUACACACAAGUGAACUGAAUGAUGGUUACGACUGGGGACGACUGAACCUACAGUCAGUGACAGAACAGUCUCACCUGGAUGAAUUCCUCAGUACAGCACAGAUGGCAGGAACAGAAUUUACUGCAGAAAAGCUGAACAUAAAGUUUGUGGACCCACAAAGAGCUGCAACUCUGUCGGAGGAUGAGAAGAAGAAGAUCCGAGAAGCUCAAGAUGAAAACCGAAGUCUUCUGAGGAUUCCACGAAGGCCAAAGUGGGAUGAGAGCACUACCGCCGAGCAGCUGGAGCUGAGAGAGAGAGACGCCUUUCUGGAAUGGAGGAGAAAUCUUGCAAGCCUUCAAGAAGUGGAGCACAUUGUGAUGACACCUUACGAGAAGAACCUGGAUUUCUGGCGACAGCUAUGGCGUGUUAUUGAGAGGAGCGAUGUUGUUGUCCAGAUCGUGGAUGCACGGAACCCUCUGUUGUUCCGGUGUGAAGACAUUGAGAGCUAUGUGAGGGAGGUGGACAGUACGAAGGUCAACCUGCUCCUGGUGAACAAGGCCGACUACCUGACUGAGGAACACAGGCAUCAUUGGGUGGAUUAUUUCACAUCCCAGAAUGUGCGAGUUGUGUUCUGGUCAGCCUUACAUGAAGCCAACAGACAGAAGGAAGAAGCCAAACAAGAGGAAGAUGGUGAUGUUGUUGUGGACAGUGAUGAUGACAGUGAUCCUGAGAUCAUGGAGUGUGAAAACGCAGAAUGUGAGAACAGUGAGCGUAGCUCUGAAACACAUAGCAGGCUAAGUGACGCCUCAAAUGUUGACAGGGACCAAACAAAUCCAUCACACCUUCAAUGUGAGGCAGGCAGUCCUGGUGAAAAAGUGGACAGUAGUAAGGGAGGUAACUCCUCUGGUGGCGAUGUGUCCCGGUUUAAUUCCACCAGAAUUGUGAGUGGUCCGGACUUGCUCGAGAUUCUAAGGAACCUUCACUCAGGAGCCAAGUACAAGGCUCACGUCACAACCAUAGGCAUGAUCGGCUACCCCAAUGUUGGCAAGAGUUCUACAAUUAACGCCAUCCUACAGAUGAAGAAGGUGCCAGUGUCUGCUACUCCUGGCCGAACCAAGCACUUCCAGACGCUGUUUGUCGACCCAAUGUUGAUGCUGUGUGACUGUCCAGGACUGGUAUUUCCGUCGUUUGUGUCCACUAAGGCUGACCUUGUGGUCAAUGGAAUCCUGCCCAUCGACCAGAUGCGGGACCACGUUCCACCAGUUUCACUCAUCUGCGAGCGAAUACCACGAAAGACGCUCGAGAUGAUGUACAGCAUCAACAUUCCUCUCCCCGAAUCAGAAGAUGUUGAUGAAGAUGUCCGGCCUACAGCACAUGAGCUUCUGAAUGCAUAUGGAUUAAUGCGUGGCUACAUGACCUCCAAUGGCCUCCCUGACUGCCCAAGGUCAUCAAGAUACAUCCUGAAGGAUUAUGUCCACGGGAAGCUACUGUACUGUCAUCCCCCACCUGGUCUGGAUGCUGAACACUUCCAAGCCACACCUAUCCUGGAGAAGGGCGGAGUCACCCAUCCUAGUGGGCAGGAAGAGGAACCGGAUCUCUCGCUGAAGGCCAAAGCUCCACACACUACAUCUCUAGAUAAGGAGUUCUUUGCCAAGGCCAGAAUGUCUGCCCACUCAAAAGGGACACGUGGAGUGUCCAAAUUCGUCCGAUCCGAAGGGCUCCAACAUGUUUCUGCUGAGUCAACACAGAGCUCCACCCCUCACAGUAGCAAGACAUCAAUUAAUGAGAAAACAUGGAAACGACACAAUAACAAAAACAAGAAAGAAAAACUUCGAAGAAUACAUUCAGAUUACGACAAAUGAAAUUCUUUUCAAAUCUUAAACUUAGCUUCAUGAUGUCAUAUCCAUGUCUUUCAUUAUAAGUAGACCACUAUCUUACAUUGCAGAAAUGUAAUUGAGUGGUUUGAACCAGGACAUAUGGGAAGGUGAAGAGAAGCUGGUUAGGGACCGUUCAUAAUCUAUGGGGUAUCAGGUGUGUGAUGAUUUUUAUGGAUCAAUAAUUUUAAAAUAUAUUUAUAUAGAAAACUGAUGACCCCCCACCUACCCUGAUCUUAAAAUCAUCAAACCCCAAGACACAACGGACCGUUUGUUAUUUAACUGGUAUUAAACUGGUUGCGAAGUGGUUACUGAUACUGCACUGUGUUUUAGCUGGAAUAUUGCUGACAGGGGGAAUUUAAUAUUUAAAUUUGGGACCAGUUCAAAAGUUUACUGUUAGAUUAAAAUUUCUAAAUGUUUUAGGGACUGUUCAUAAUUUAUGGCUAUUUUAAGGGGUAGGUCAUCCAUUUUGUUCUGGGGGUGUGGUUGGUACACACUUGGGAUUUGCAGGGGGUGGGUUGACUUUGUACAUGCUUCUCCAUGAAAAUCAUCAGCCCCCACCCCCAUGCCUUAAAUUAUGAACGGUCCUUGUAAAGAGUGACAAUAAUAUCUUGGUUCAGUUGCAACUGGUUCCGAAAGUGUGAAUUAUUUGUUGCUCUUGACUGUAAUAAAUGAAAGAAAGAGAAA
Molecule: messenger RNA, 2754 nt
Organism: Haliotis rubra (blacklip abalone)
Lineage: Eukaryota; Metazoa; Mollusca; Gastropoda; Lepetellida; Haliotidae
Product: large subunit GTPase 1 homolog
Exons: 14
Coding region: 124-2055 (643 amino acids)
Biological process (GO): ribosomal subunit export from nucleus
Cellular component (GO): cytosol
Molecular function (GO): GTP binding; GTPase activity
Source: RefSeq, a predicted model, not a curated record